Caenorhabditis remanei is the source of this 1641-nucleotide messenger RNA. RefSeq lists its product as uncharacterized. The record is from RefSeq and is a predicted model, not a curated record. Gene Ontology annotation, molecular function: transmembrane transporter activity. Gene Ontology annotation, biological process: transmembrane transport. The transcript is spliced from 12 exons. Gene Ontology annotation, cellular component: lysosomal membrane. The coding region runs from base 1 to 1641 and encodes 546 amino acids. NCBI's taxonomy places the organism in Eukaryota, Metazoa, Nematoda, Chromadorea, Rhabditida, Rhabditidae.
AUGAGUGAAGAAAAUAAAAUCGAGUUAGAGGAUGAGAAACGGGGUGGUGGCCCCCCCACCACGAGAUCCGAGAGCUCUAUUGAGAGUAAAAGUGAUCAAGACGAUGACGAGCGAGAAACGUCAUGGCAAUCGAUCUACCUGCUCACCGCCAUCGGAAUGUUUUGUGGAAUUCAAUUUUCAAUAUUUUUCCCGACGUUAUGGCCAUUUCUGAAUACAGUAGACCCCACGGCGUCCGCCUCGUUUUUUGGAUUUAUUACUGCCGCGUUUUCAGUCGGACAAGGGCUGGCUUCUCCGGUUUUUGGGUAUUGGAUGAAUAAGGCAAAGUCUGAAUAUAAGCAUGAUUAUACUUUUGUAAAAGCAGGAAACAAGCAGAUUCUGAAUAUCUAUGUUUCAUGGCUCUCACCACGAAAACGACGAGUCCGCCAACCGCUCGUCUUCGGAAUCUCCAUCAUGAUUCUCUCGAAUAUAAUCUUCUGUUUCGUUGAGGGAUUCCCGGAGAAACAACGUCGAUGGGUAAUGAUGGUCGCCAGAUUUUUCAUAGGUGUCGGCGCAGGGACUAUCGGAGUUAUGAGAGCAUACGCUGCCACUGCGAGUAGUUUGAAGGACAGAGCCAGGGCGAUCACUUUUAUUCAAGCUUCUUAUGUCAUUGGAAUGACUUUUGGACCCGGAAUCCAGGUCGCUUUCACACCAAUUGGGUACCCUGGUCUGACGGCCGGCGCAUUCCAUGUGGAUAUGUACACCUCGCCGGCGUGGUUUGCAUCUAUUAUUUCAUUUUUAUCGGUUCUUUUCAUUUUCAUAUUUCUGGAGGAGAGUUAUGCGGGAAUCGAUAAACAUGCGGAUGAGGAAGAUAGCUACACCGCGAUGCCGACAUUCGACACGAUAUCAGUGGCGGUGUGUGUUUUGACCCAAUUUACACUCAUGUUUAUCAUUACGAACCUUGAAACAAUCGGUUCCCUCUACGCCAAAAUGAUGUGGGGAUGGACGAAUGCGCAAGCGGUGGAGUACACAGGUAUCCUGCAAGCGGUGAACGGAUUGGUCGGAGUGCUGGUCUACGCACUUUUCGCCGUCAAGUUGGGAGAUUACAUUUCGCAAGCUCGUGAGCGUAUCUUCACCAUUUUCGGAUUGGCUCUCGGGGUACUGUACCACGUGGUCACAUUUCCCUAUCCAUGGGGCAAAGAUUUGCACUUUGAGCUGCGAAACGUGACUGUUCACGGGAAAAACGAGACGGAGGAGUUGGGAUGCAAUCCGGAUAAGUAUCGAUGGUGUCAUUAUACCAAAGAUGUAAACUUCUGGAUCUAUGCGUCAAUGUACGGUGUAGUGCUGGCCGCCUGCUUCCCCAUCGUCAAUAUUUCGAUGAAUACGUUGUUUAGUAAAAUUUUGGGCGCCAGGAGACAGGGAACUAUGCAAGGAAUCAUGCUGAUGGCUGGAAGUUUCGCCAGAACAGUCGGCCCAAUUCUCGUGUCGUGGAUAUUCCAGGAAUGGGGACCCGAACCGAUUUGGGGCAUUGAGAUUUUCACUCUCUCCGUCACCGCCAUCUUCUGGAUAAUUUUCUAUCGUCGGAUGACUCCAUUGAAUUCGAAUCCAAAGUUGAAUCCCUACGAAUAUUUCCAUUACGCAAAGGGUGUUCUUUAUCGGAUUUAA